CACUAAAACAAUAUGGCAACUCCAUUAGUCAGAGCUUUCAGUCGCCUGCAAUUCGAUGAAAUUCUAUUUUACUUUCUUUUUCAAUAAUUGUGAAAUUUAACUGAAUUAGUAAAACAAUAAAGUUUAACAUGUCGCGUCACAGAAUUGUACGCGGAAUGGACUACAACGACGAAUACGAUGGUUACGAUGAUGUCUAUGGCCAUUCUGUUGACGACGAUUGCGUUUCGCCAACGGAUCAGCAAUGGCUUUUCGAUCGGACUCGUGGACAACACAGUAUGUCGGCAUUUAUAAAGAAGAAUAAGAACAUAGAGGAGGAAGCGGAAGAUGGUGAUGAUAACGACGACGAGGAUGAGGAAGAUGAGGUAUAUCAAAAGGCACGCAGAGAUUCCGAAAAUUUUCAAAUGCCGGAACUAGAUGAUACAGCGCAGGCGAAGCUCAGUUCUUGCGUGGAUGAGGUGCGCAGCGUGGUGGGCGAUGCCGUGUCUGAACGUUGCAUUGUGGAGACGUCUAUGCGUUUCGACUACAACAUUCAGAAAGUACUCGAUGAAAUACUCAACGAGGAGACAAGCAAAAAAGACAAAAACAGACGUCCACAAAAGUUGAAAUUAAAUGCUACGCCAGCUGCAAAGACUAUAACAACGCCUAAACCUACGCCCACAAAGAUCACGCUCUCCACUGCAAAGGACGCUAGACGGGGAUUUGACAUCGCCUCACCCAAAGCGCCAGCUUCGCCCAAUGUGUCUGGGCGGAAUACGCCUGUUGACGGCGGCGACGAAGCGGGACGCAGUACCAAUGCCAUAUUCAAAGUAUCCAAGGAUCAGGCGCAGCGUAAUACACAGGAGCUCUACGAGCAGGAGCGCUCCUCACACAAAAGCCAUAUACACAUGAUUGUCAUUGGGCACGUUGACGCGGGCAAAAGUACCCUGAUGGGUCACCUGCUGUACGAUACUGGCAACGUUUCACAGCGAGUGAUGCACAAGCACGAGCAAGAGUCUAAGAAAUUGGGUAAGCAGAGUUUUAUGUACGCAUGGGUGCUAGACGAAACAGGAGAGGAGCGUGCGCGCGGCAUCACCAUGGAUGUGGGACAAUCACGAAUAGAGACAAAAACAAAGAUUGUAACGCUGCUCGAUGCCCCCGGUCACAAAGAUUUUAUACCCAACAUGAUUUCUGGAGCAACGCAAGCGGAUGUGGCACUUCUUGUCGUUGAUGCGACACGUGGUGAAUUUGAGUCUGGCUUCGAAUUAGGCGGACAGACCCGAGAGCAUGCUAUACUUGUGCGCUCGCUGGGGGUUAAUCAGCUGGGUGUUGUUAUCAAUAAGCUGGACACCGUAGGUUGGUCCAAGGAGCGUUUCCAGGAGAUUGUUCAUAAGAUGAAAUCAUUCCUAAAGCAGGCAGGUUUUAAGGAAUCCGAUGUCUGCUUUACGCCCUGCUCCGGUUUAACGGGCGAGAAUCUCACGAAAAGUGCCCAAGAGCCUGGUCUAAAAGCCUGGUACGAGGGACCACAUCUUCUGGAUGUCAUUGAACACUUCAAGGUGCCAGAGCGAGCGGUUGAUCGGCCAUUUAGAAUGUCUGUAACGGAUAUAUACAAGGGCACAGGAUCUGGUUUUUGUAUUUCGGGUCGCAUUGAGACAGGUGCACUCUGUGUCAACGAUAAGGUGCUCGUAGGUGCAAGUCGUGAACAGGCGCAAGUUAAGUCUCUGAGCAUGGAUGAACUUACACAGACAAGUGUGUUUGCUGGAGAUCAGAUCUCUGUAACCCUAGGCGGCGUUGAUGUGAACAAUAUAACCGUGGGCUGCAUUAUAUGUGAUCCACAAAUGCCAAUCCCUGUGACUACCCGGUUCCAAUGCCGCAUCAUUGUCUUCAACGUUAAGGUUCCCAUUACAAUGGGUUAUCCGGUGCUGCUCCAUCAUCAGUCACUGAUCGAGCCGGCUGUUGUUUGCAAACUGACCGCAUCCAUACACAAAAGCACCGGCGAGGUGGUAAAGAAGAAGCCUCGUUGUCUCGGCCAGAACUCGUGUGCUCUGGUCGAGUUGGAGACGUCUCGUCCGAUUUGCAUUGAACGAUAUUCGGAAUUUAAGGAACUGGGACGCGUUAUGCUGCGCGUGGCAGGCGUCACGAUAGCCGCUGGCAUGGUCACUAAAAUUCGUUAAAAGUGCUUGCUAUCUAUUUCAUACAAUACGAAAUUUUAGUUAGUUUUAUAUAGUUUUGUUUUGUUGUAAAUAAAAACUAAGUUGAUAAAGCACAAC
Molecule: messenger RNA, 2246 nt
Organism: Drosophila hydei
Lineage: Eukaryota; Metazoa; Arthropoda; Insecta; Diptera; Drosophilidae
Gene: HBS1
Product: HBS1-like protein
Exons: 1
Coding region: 129-2150 (673 amino acids)
Biological process (GO): translation
Molecular function (GO): GTPase activity; GTP binding
Source: RefSeq, a predicted model, not a curated record